Messenger RNA from Oppia nitens, 1159 nucleotides. RefSeq lists its product as uncharacterized. NCBI's taxonomy places the organism in Eukaryota, Metazoa, Arthropoda, Arachnida, Sarcoptiformes, Oppiidae. The record is from RefSeq and is a predicted model, not a curated record. The transcript is spliced from 3 exons. Bases 343 to 1086 code for a protein of 247 amino acids.
CAUUGAUUUCAUUGAUAAUAGUCGUACAAUGUAUUGACAAAGACAUCAGAGGAAUGGCUAUCAAUUUGUUACUGAUUGUUGGCUGACAUUCAAAGCCAUUUGCUGUCAUCAAUGGCAGUAAAUCUUCAAACAGGAUGUCUACCAAUGGAUAGUUAUGUUUCUCUAAAUUAUCUGUCAUAUCAUAUCAUUGUUUUUUAAUCCUGUUUUUUAAAUAUUAAUCGCGAGUUAUUUAUUAUAAUUGAAUUACUAAUUAAAUUAUUUCAAACAUAUUUUAUAAUUAUAACUGAAAUUAAAAUAAAGAGAGAAAAUAUUAAUAAUAAUUGUGAUCUUUUUUUUUAAAAAAUGACAUCAAUUGUAAUGAUUAAAAAAGUUGGCGCAAAACAAAUGGUCGACAAUAAAAGUUUGCCAAAGACUAAGACCGUUUGGGGUCUGACUGUCGAAGAGAUCGAGUUCUGUACCAUUGGUUUUAUGUUGUUGUCGUUUGUGGUGUUGAUCAUCGGUUUUCUGUAUGUACUGCUAAACAUCAGUCGCUAUAUGAAAGUAAUGGGCCGUUUAUCGCAGCUAUGGAUACCCAUACCGUUGUUUGUCUGGUCGUUCAUACCGUCGGGUGUCGGCAUUUACGGCAUAUGCGCUGAAAACCGGAUACUAUUGAUGGUAUUCAUUGGACUCGACAUCAUAUCAUUGUCUCUCUAUCUGUGGAUUACCAUUGCUGUCGACUUUAUGAGAAUUGGUGCGACAAUAAUUUUCUUAGUACUGGCCAUACAAUUGCUACUAUCGGUACUAUUUGUACAUAAUCUAUGGCUUCACAAACAAUUGUUUAAGAAAGUAUUAAACAAACUACCAAAACAACAGUCGGCCAAUGAUUUGAUUAUGGGAUCAAGUAUUGUAUUGGCAAACAUUGAAUCGGACAUCAAUAAUAAGGAUGAGACAAAACUAACAAUAAUACCAUUGUCACCAACCAAUCAAAACGAUAGUAAUGAGGAUAACCAGAAAAUUAGAAAAUCCAAUGACAAAGAUGUCAUGAAAGAUGGGGGUAAUAGUGGUGAUAAUAAACCAUUGAUGAAAAUCAAUGAAACAAACAAAUAAAUAAAUAAAUAAAUGUUUAAUUAUAGCAAAGAAAAAGUUUGUUGUUGUUGUUAAUGAAUCAAAUGAUUAAAGU